Punica granatum (pomegranate) is the source of this 3356-nucleotide messenger RNA. NCBI's taxonomy places the organism in Eukaryota, Viridiplantae, Streptophyta, Magnoliopsida, Myrtales, Lythraceae. The record is from RefSeq and is a predicted model, not a curated record.
CGGUCUCUCUCUCUCUCUUUCUCUCUCCAUUUCACACGCUCCUCUCCUCUCACAGUCUCGCCCGCCCGCCCGCCCUCCUCGAUCUAAGUCUCACACCAUAGAUUAGAUAGCAGAGAGAGAGAGAGAGACGACGACGACGACGAUGGAUCCGUUUUGGAUUUGAUUCGCCCGCCGCCUUCCUUCAUUCAACCCCAAGAAUAUCCUCAGGAUCCGCUGCGAAUCAAGCUGCAUUGUGCGCGCCUGGCCUGCUGCGAUGGAGGGGAAGAUGGCAUUUUGCUCGGUAUUGUCUUUGUUUUGGUGGGGUUCUUUAUUUGUCAUGCUAAGAGACGGGACAUAAGUGAUGAUUACUAAGAUAAUUGUGUGGGAGGUUUUCCGGGAGAUGGAAUAUUAUCCGUGAGAGAAUUCGCAUUAUUCCAAUCUCAAGAAGGGGAAGAGAGUGGGAAAAAAAAUGGUGUUUGGUAAAAUCGCAGGUAUUUUCUCAGCAUUUAGGGGCAGUUUUUGGAGCCCGAAUGCCUCUUCUGCUCGGUACAUGCCGACUUCUGUAGUGUCACCGCAGGCAGGUUCAGCUGUCUAUGCAUCUGGUUUCUCCAACUCUGGGCAAAAGAACAAUUUACGGCUCUCCUCAUCUUUACAAGAUUUGUCGACGUACCAUGGCCUUUUUUCAGAGGAUGGUGAUCUCAAUGGAAUACAUUCGAAGCCUCCCCAUCCCUUGCUCAGAGAGAAUGCCGUGUCUAGCUUCUCUAAGGAAAAAUCCUUAACAGGGGGUGUCCCGAUUUCGCGGAGGAAGUGGACACGGGCGAUCUUGUUUCUCUUAUGCCUGAUGUUGUUUGCCUUGUUUAUAUACGCGGUUUCCAUGUAUAUAUACACCAACUGGUCCAGGGAAGCUUCAAAAUUUUAUGUCGUACUGGACUGCGGGAGCACAGGAACUAGAGCAUAUGUAUAUCAGGCAUCCCUUAGUUACAAAAGGGAUGGGAGCCUUCCUAUAGUUCUCAAGUCUUUUAAUGAAGGGAUCCGCAAGAAACCCAAGUCCCAGAUUGGACGUGCCUAUGACCGAAUGGAAACAGAACCUGGGUUUGAUAAGUUGGUGCAUAAUUUUUCCGGAUUGAAAGAUGCAAUUAACCCACUCAUUCAGUGGGCAGAGAAGCAAAUUCCUCAGCACUCACACAAGUCUACUUCUCUCUUCCUGUACGCAACAGCCGGAGUCCGCAGGCUACCUCCUAUUGAUUCUAAAUGGCUUCUCGACAAAGCUUGGACUAUAUUGAGGAGAUCACCUUUUUUGUGUGAGCGAAAAUGGGUAAAGAUUAUAUCUGGCACUGAGGAGGCUUAUUACGGGUGGGCAGCUCUAAAUUACCACACUGGUAUGUUGGGAGGUAUGCCAAAGAAGGAGACAUUUGGUGCCCUUGAUCUCGGUGGUUCCUCAUUGCAGGUUACCUUUGAGAACAGAGAGAAUGUGCAUGACCAAUCUACCUUGAAUAUCAGAAUUGGCACAGCCAAUCAUCACCUCAAUGCCUAUUCUCUCGCUGGCUAUGGCCUGAAUGAUGCUUUUGACAAGUCUGUCACACGGAUUUUCAAGAGUCUUCCAGAAGGCACAAAAGUGGAUUCAGUUAAUGGGAACUUAGAACUUAAGCAUCCUUGUCUGCAAUCUGGGUACAAAGAGCGGUAUAUUUGCUCCCAGUGUGCUUCUAAUUUCAACGAAGGUGGGAGCCCUGUUGUUGGGGGCAGGAUUGGCAAAGGAGGUAAACCGGGAAUCUCUCUGCGACUCAUUGGGGCUCCAAAUUGGGUGGAAUGCGAUGCACUUGCAAAAGUUGCUGUUAACCUCUCUGAGUGGUCAAAUCUAAGCCCUGGUUUUGAUUGUGAUUUACAGCCUUGUGCCCUACGGGAAGAUCUACCUCGCCCCUAUGGCAAAUUUUAUGCUAUGUCCGGCUUUUUUGUUGUGUAUCGGUUUUUCAACCUGACUAAAGAUGCCACACUUGAUGAUGUACUGGAAAAGGGAAGAGAGUUCUGUGAAAAAACUUGGGAAACUGCAAAAAGAAGCGUUCCUCCACAACCCUUCAUUGAACAGUACUGCUUCAGGGCACCCUAUAUAGCUUUUUUGUUGAGGGAGGGUUUGCAUAUUACAGAUAAACAAAUCACUAUUGAUUCUGGAAGUAUCACAUGGACACUUGGAGUUGCGCUCCUGGAAGCGGGAAAGGCAUUUCCUUUACAAGCACGACUACAAAGUUACGAAAUACUCCGACUGAAAAUUAAUCCAAUACUUCUGAUCACAAUUUUGUUUAUGUCGUUGUUGAUUCUGAUUUGUGCGCUAUCAUGGGUUUGCAAUUGGAUGCCAAGAUUUUUCCGUAGACCAUACCUUCCACUCUUCAGGCAUAACAGUGCCUCCGCUGCUUCUGUUCUUAAUGUCCCUUCUCCUUUUCGUUUCCAGCGGUGGAGUCCCAUCAACUCAGGGGAUCAACGAGUUAAGACUCCUCUGAGUCCAACGAUUGCGGGUUCUCAACAAGGGCCGUUCGGGAUAGGUCACGGGCUUGGUGGCAGCAGCAUCCAACUAACUGAUACUUCUUCCUUUUAUCCAUCAGCCAGCGGAGUUUCCCACAGUUUUUCCUCGGGUAGCUUGGGGCAGAUGCAUUUUGAUGGUACUGGGACGGGUUCCUUCUGGUCUCCUCACAGGAGUCAGAUGCGUCUACAAAGCAGGAGAUCGCAAUCUCGUGAAGACCUCAAUUCUUCUCUCGCAGAGGCACACACGGUCAAAGUUUAGGGCUUGCUUCCUUGGGAACUCGAUGUAAACCUCCUAUUGGUCGACCUCCCAUUGAACUGGCUUCUCCCGUCCUGCAAGAUCUGAAGUUACGACUCUUCCCUCGACCAGUAGCUUUAUGGAUCAUGAUCAUUCUGAACCUGCUGCCGCCUUCGAUCUUGGCCAUCAGUUAAGAAACUGCACGCAGCCCAAUUGGUCAGGAUGAAUAAUUGGAGAUGAGAUUGAUUGUACGUGUUCAUAUGAGAUUUGGUUCCAUGAUGACUAACCUGGAGUGGGUUUUCCCCUCGUGGGAAAGCAAGCACAGAGAAUUAUAUACGGGAAUUGCGAGGUACGGUUAAAGCUUGACAGAUCUGUCAGUAAAUACCCAUUAGAGUUUUUUUUUUAAUAAUAUUUUUUGGUUCUUUUAGAACUGUAAGAACACACGAUUCAGGAUAUUUAGAACUUAGAAUUGCAAUUCUUGAUUGAAGGCAAUUAUCUAUACGUUUAAUCGAGGAACGAGGCUGAUUGUAGUGCCUCAAACACAGCCAUGUGAGUCGGUCUGUUUUCAGUUUCUUAUAUCAUGUCUUUUCUAUUGGAAUCGAGGCAAUACUUGCUCGAUUAUGCACCA